AAAUCUCAAACGAGUAUACAUUUUGACUUUGCGAGAGUAUAAAAUGUUCGGUUAAAUUCGAACUUAGCCCCUCCUUACCUGUUUAUUUAUGAAUUGGUUUGACUUUUAACAGAAUAGAGAUACACGGUAUUCUAUAUUUUAAGUUGGAUCAUACUGUGUGCUAAAUUUUACGAAAAUCGGCUUAGUAGUUUAGGAGUUCACCCCGGACAAUCAACGUGUCACGUAACUUUUAUAGAUAUAGCUAUUCUCCACAAGCGGCGCCACUAGGUCAAUAAUAAAAAAAAAAUUUCCCAAAUCGUGUGGUUUAGGGUAUGAAAAGGAGAAAUUUAUCGAAUUCUAUUUUAAUCGAUUUACUAAUACGAAAAAGCUCCCAUCUAAACUUUCAUAAUGCAUAAUGCUCUUGCUGAUUAGAAUAUUCGCACUAUUGAAAAGCGAAUUGUAGAGUCAGUAAGCUCACAAGUGCAGUAGCGAUCAGUACCAAUAACUGUCUGGGCAAACGAGUUCGGAAAUAUUUUUAAAAUUUGUUUGCAUAUUAAACUGCUUUUUAUUAUUAUUUGAUUAAUUAAUAACAACAAAACAAUUAAAAUGUUAUCACGUCAUCUAAUCAAAUUCGAUGCACUAGUAGGGUAUUCGUUAAAGUCUACGGUUUUAAGGGGGUAUGCAACAGCUGUGGAACAAACGCAGGUAAAUGAAACAGCGUCAGCUCCGAACGAUUGGGAAAACGCGCGUCCAUAUUCAGAAAUGCCAGGUCCAAGCAAGUAUGAAAUGAUUCGUGGAUUUUUACCAGGAGGACCGUUUUAUAAGCAAACAUUUAUUGAAGGAAUGACUAAUAUGGCACAAAAAUAUGGCGAUGUCUAUCGAAUUCCUGCCAUGUUUGGCAGACCAGAAAUGGUUUUGGAUCUUAAUCCAAAUGAUUAUCCAAUAAUAUUUCGCAAUGAGGGAAUUUGGCCAGAACGGCGUACUUUCGAAACCUUCAUUUAUCAUCGUAAGGUGCAUAGGGAAGAGUUUUUUCGAGGCGUGAGUGGACUAUUGACAACAACUGGCGAGGAAUGGGCAAAAAUACGUACCGCCGUUAAUCCAGUUCUAAUGCAACCUAAAAACGCCAAACUCUACUUAAACACGUUAUUGGAAGUCAAUGAUGAAUUUCUCGAAAGAAUACGUCACAUACGCGAUCCUUUAACGCUCGAAGUUCCCGAUGACUUUCAUGACGAUAUUAAUCGCCUCACUUUAGAGGGCGUAGUAAGUAUCGCACUGAAUACCCGCUUAGGAAUGAUACAUAAAAAUCGUGAUAAUCCGGAAAGUAAAAUAUUUUUGAAAGAAAUCCGCAAUUUUUUCGAUCUAUCCGAAGAGGUAGAAAUCAAGCCAUCCAUUUGGAAGAUAAUCAAAACACCGAAGUUUUAUCAACUAAUGAAAACAUUAGAUAAGCUUACAGUGUUGUGCAAUAAGUAUAUUGAUGAGGCGCUAAAACGAAUUGAUUUGGAUAGUGAGGGGAAAUUCACCUCCGAGGAAAAUAAGGAAAAGAGCGUUUUAGAGAAACUAUUGAAAAUUGAUCGCAAAAUCGCUGUGGUUAUGGCUUUGGAUAUGAUGAUGGCUGGCGUCGAUACAACAAGCUCCACCUUAACGGGCAUUUUAUUUUGCAUUGCUAAAAAUCCCGACAAACAACAGAAACUAUUUAAGGAACUAAAAAGCAUUUUGCCAAAUAAGGACUCCCAUUUGACUGUAGAGAAUAUGCAAAAUCUUCCAUAUCUACGCGCUUGUAUUAAGGAAGGCAUGCGCUAUCAUCCCAUUAUUGCUGGCACUAUGCGUCGGCUGCCAAACGACGUUGUGCUGAGCGGAUAUCGUAUUCCUGCCGGUAUUGAUAUAUCGGUUAGCUCCAAUUUGCUGUUACGCAAUGAGAAAUUUGUGGAAGAGCCAAAUAAAUAUAUACCAGAGCGUUGGCUGCGGAAUGACAUCGAGGGUAAAAAAUAUCAACUUAACAACCCAUUUCUAUUUCUUCCCUUCGGCUUUGGUCCGCGCAGUUGCGUGGGUAAACGAAUUGUGGACCUAGAAUUGGAGGUCACCUUGGCGCGUUUGGUGCGCAAUUUCAUGAUAGAAUUCAAUUAUUCAACGGACAAUGCUUUUGUACCGAAAAUGGUAUUCAUACCAGCUAUACCACUUAAAUUCAGAUUCGAAGAAAGAAAGGAGUGAAAAAACGGGUAUUAACUGAUAAAUUAAUUAUAUACUCACAUGUUUAUAAAAGUAUAAAUUGUUUAUAAGUGUUAAAAAAGAAAAUUAGAAAUGAUUGGCCGAUAAGAUUUCUCAGUAUGUAAAUAAAAUUAACGUAAGUACUUGUACAGUUAUGGGUUCAUAAAAUAGAUUACAAAUAUACAAGCAAAAAGGAAAAUAA
Bactrocera oleae (olive fruit fly) is the source of this 2386-nucleotide messenger RNA. Its product is annotated as probable cytochrome P450 12e1, mitochondrial. The record is from RefSeq and is a predicted model, not a curated record. Gene Ontology annotation, molecular function: oxidoreductase activity, acting on paired donors, with incorporation or reduction of molecular oxygen; heme binding; iron ion binding. NCBI's taxonomy places the organism in Eukaryota, Metazoa, Arthropoda, Insecta, Diptera, Tephritidae.